This is a messenger RNA of Umbelopsis ramanniana AG, 1717 nucleotides long. RefSeq lists its product as uncharacterized. Lineage: Eukaryota; Fungi; Mucoromycota; Umbelopsidomycetes; Umbelopsidales; Umbelopsidaceae. The record is from RefSeq and is a predicted model, not a curated record. The coding region runs from base 23 to 1660 and encodes 545 amino acids. Gene Ontology annotation, molecular function: sphinganine-1-phosphate aldolase activity; pyridoxal phosphate binding. The transcript is spliced from 7 exons. Gene Ontology annotation, biological process: sphingolipid catabolic process; carboxylic acid metabolic process. Gene Ontology annotation, cellular component: endoplasmic reticulum.
CAAUAACCUACUUUUUCGCAACAUGUCUCUCGUAGCCAAGCCAGCGGCAUUGUUGCAGCAGCUAGAGACAGCUCUCAACCAACCUCGCCUUGCUCGUCUUAAGAAUGCCAUCUUCGUUCUUGUCCUCAUUCAUUACUGGUCUCGACUUUACUCAAAGGUCGUCGUACGUGGUCCGACUCGAGCCGCCAAGGACGCCUAUGCGUACUGUCUGAAACUCUUCUUCAAACAAUUGCGCCGUCUUCCCUCAGUUCAAGCAAAAAUUGACGCUGAACUCUCCAAGACAUUGAAGGAUCUUGAACACUCUGUUUUAUCUCGAGAAGGUAACACAAAGCGAUACCUUGCUCUACCCAAGGAAGGAAUGUCAAAAGACGAACUUCGAGAGAAUUUGAAGAGAUUCCAAGCUAUGGAAGACGUCGAUUGGGCAGGUGGCCGCGUGUCAGGCGCAAUCUACCAUGGUGGAGACGAAUUGAGCGAUUUAUGCACUGAAGCCUACCGUAUGUUUUCUGUGUCCAACCCAUUGCAUCCCGAAGUAUUCCCUGGUGUUCGUCGCAUGGAAGCUGAAUGUGUAGCUAUGGUACUCAACAUGUAUAACGCUCCCAAGACUGGAUGCGGUGUCAUGACCAGCGGUGGUACUGAAAGUAUUAUCAUGGCUUGCAAAGCUUAUCGAGAUAUGGCCAAAGAUUUGAAAGGAAUCGUAGACCCAGAGAUGGUUAUCCCAGAAACUGCUCAUGCUGCCUUCAUGAAAGCUGCAGGUUAUUUCAACAUCAAGCUCAUCGCUGUCCCUGUAAAUCCUGUGACCAUGAAAGCGGACAUUACACGCAUGGGACGCGCCAUCAACCGUAACACUAUUAUGAUCGUGGGUUCCGCUGUCAACUUCCCUCACGGUAUUGCUGACGACAUUGUUGCACUCGGAAAGCUUGCUAAGCGCCACAAGAUUGGCCUUCACGUUGACUGUUGUCUUGGCAGCUUUGUCAUGCCAUUCCUUGAGAAGGCUGGCCUUCCCACCACCCGUUUUGACUUUAGAGUCGAUGGAGUAACAUCUAUUUCAUGUGACACUCACAAGUAUGGUUUUGCUCCCAAAGGCUCCUCCGUUGUUAUGUAUAGACACCCUGCCAUCCGUAAGUACCAAUACUUCUUGUGUGCUGACUGGACUGGUGGCAUCUAUGCUUCUCCUAGCGUGGCCGGUUCUCGCCCUGGAGCAUUGAUUGCUGGUUGUUGGACGGCUUUGAUGACCAUUGGCGAAGCUGGGUACUUGGAAACCUGCAAAAAGAUUGUCGGUGCUCGACGUGAAAUUCAGACAGGCAUUGCUGGGAUUCCUGAGCUAACCGUCCUUGGCGAUCCUGUUGGUCCUGUUGUAUCAUUUGGUGCCAAGGAACCCAUCAAUGUCUACGAUGUGGGUGACAAGAUGUCCAAGAAGGGUUGGAACAUCAGUGCUCUCCAGAACCCUCCUGCUCUUCAUGUAUCGGUUACCUUGUUGUGGGUUCCUAGUGCUAAGCAGUUCGUUGUGGAUUUGAAGGAUGUUGUGGCUGGUUUGGUUGCCGACCCUAAGUCCGGCAAUGGUAAUACUGCAGCUAUGUAUGGUACUGCAGCUACCAUCCCUGAUAAGACCAUUAUUGAAGACGUUGCAGCAGGAUUUGUGGAUCUGUUGUAUAAAGCUUAAUGUAUGUGAUCUACACUAUGAAUUCAAUAAAAAGAUAUGCCAAUAAUAUCACUGGAA